AUGGCCGGGCCCCAUACCUGCCCCCGGGAGCUGGUGCUGCCCCAGUUUCUGGUGGCAUUCGCGGGAGGAGGACCUGGAGAGAGCUCCUUCUGCUCGUGCUGCUGUGUCCAGUGCAGACCUGAGCAUCCUGAGGAUGGAGGCAGGGAGAAGGAGACUGUCCCUGUGGCCGUCACUGCCUUGGAGGUCGUGGGGACUUUGCUAAAGCAUCUGCAAGACCAUGAGGGUGACCGAGUGGAGAUAUACCGGGAGCUGGAGAGCGUCUUGCAGGGAGACGAUGGCCGUUUGCCGGGCGGCAUCGUGAACCGCCUGAUAGCAGAGGCAUCCAGCGACAUGCGGGCAGCCCAGGGUGUGACAGACGACAUGAAGACGGCUGCUAGCGAUGUCCUGGUGGCUCUGGCCCGCUCCCACUUCCACUUUGUCAUGUCGGAGCUCCAGAGACACCUGAAGGCCAUGGGGAAGGUUCCGGAGGAGUUUGUGCUCCUCACCCUAGGCAAACUGUCCCGCAGCUACGCCCUGCAGUGCAUCCCCUUUGUGGGAAUGACGCUGUUGGCCCUGCGCGCCAUGCUGAGCCAGGUGGGGAGCGGCCGGAUCCUGCGCACCUUCUGCAGCGUUGUGGAGCAGUGGUCGAAAGGGGUCACCGCAUACUUCUGCAGCCGGGAGCAGUGCCCCUUCCCUCGCAGUCGGGAAGCGCGGCUGUGCCGAGACAUUUACCCGGUCUUCCGCUACGUUGUGGCGAAUUUGCUGCACUGCGAGGAGGAAGAGGACAAGCAGGCUGUCCUCGGGGCAGUGACUGCCAUGACGGUGGCCCUUCUGCACGGGGAGCGGCACGGAUACCAUGCCUGGGAGCCGUUCCUCUGGCUCCUGCAGCAAUAUCAGGAGGUGCGAGACACCUCCCAGGUCACCAAGGCUUUGUUCCUACGGCUCUGUGAUGUGACCAAAGAGCCUGGCCUGGGUCGCAAGGCAGUGCUGUCCCGCUGCAUCGUGCUGCUGGGUAAGGAGCGGAGGCUGGGCGAUGCCCCGCUGUGCCGUGGCAGCUCUGUUCCAGUCCUCAGCAGCUGGAGGCAGCUGCCUGCUAACGCAGAACGUGAUUUCUUCUCUGCAGCCCGCACCUACCCGGAGGAGACGAUUGCGUUUCUGCGCUGCCAGCUGAGCAGCAGGAGCAAUGCCUAUCGCGUGGCAGCUCUGGGCCUGCUGAGAGAACUGGCCCGCUCUGAUGACCCUGCAACAAGAGAGCAGCUGCCGCAGCUGGUGGAGGCCGUGCGGUCGGUGUGCAGCAACCCCAGUGCCCAGGUGCAGACAGCAGUUGUGGAGUUCAUCAGGGAGCUGCUGAGCUCUGGCUCCCAGAGCUGUCAGGAAUGGGAUGUGGUGGGGCACAUCUUCAACGAGUUCGGCCGGAUCUCGGGCAGACUGGUGGCAGAAGGCCAUUUGGCCUGGGAAAACCCGGAGGAACAAGCUCUUCAAGCCCUGUGCAUGGAAAUCGUGGGCUCGCUGGACGUCUCUCUGAGAGGGAUGACCAAGCUCCUGUGGCCGAGGCUUCUGGAGUACGUGGUGCCAGCCCAGUACAGCGGCAUGCUGAUCCCGCUGUCCCGCUGCCUCCGAGCCCUCGUGGAGAGGCAGGAGAGAGCGGGGCACGAGGAAGAAGAGAAGCCCGAUGCCGUGAACUCCCCGGAGCAAGAUGGGAGCCCUGGAACAACCGAGGUCUCCCUGGACUCUGCAGACUGGGAGGAGCGUAUGCUGAAGUUCCUGCGAGCGUCGCUGGAGCCCAUCGAAGACGGGGCCUGGACCGUGGGGCUGAGCCAGGAGCUGAGCCAGCAGCUGGGCAGCUCUGUCCCCGGCUCCUGGGAGAAGGCGUGCCCCAGCGGCUGGCUACAGCCCGGCGUGAUGGCUGGCUUCGCCCGCUCCCAGGGCCAGUCAGGCCCUUCUGGGGCCAGCCCUCUCGUGACGGGUCGGGCCAUGACUGCAGCUCAGGCUCGGCCUCUUCCCUUUCAGCUGUUCCUCUACCAGGCUCUCGGGACAGCGCUGGCGGCUUGUCGGGACCUCGGACACGUCCGUGGGGAGGUGCUGAGGUUCCUUCAGGAGGCGAACCCUAUGGAGCUGCCUGAGGCCCAGGGCAUGAUUUCUGUUGUGUCCCGUGCUGCCGAGAACCACUUCCACCUGGUCUUGGACACGGUGACAAUGUUCUCCUCCGCUUUCACCGGAGACUGGCUGUGUCAGACUUCCACGGGCUGGAAGGUACAGCAGCAGCAGAAUAAGGAGAGAGCCCAGGCCACUUGCGCUGCUCUGAUGCACACCUACAGCAGCAUAGCCCUGUGUGCACCCAAGGAGCAGCUGCUCGCCUGCGUGGAGAAAGAAAUUGUGGGCAACAUUCUGCAGCUCUGCGGAGCCAGAGAGAGGGACUGGCAGCUCAAGCUGGCCUUGGUGCAGAGCGUCACUGAGGUCAGCAGUGCCAUCCAGGCUGUGGGCGACUGCGGCAGCUUUGAGCUCGGCUUGAAGCAGAAGGUGAUGUGGACCCUGCUGGACUGGUUGGAGAGGGAGCCGUGGGACUCCCUGGUGCAUGGAGUGUUGCAGCCCCUGGAGAAGUUGAGCAAGCUGAGGCCACUUCUGAGCCAGGAGGACAAUCGGAAGCUGCUGGCAGUGUGCUGCCACAGUGUCGUGUCCUAUCCGCCUGAGAGGCAGAAGGGAAGGCAGGCAGCGAAGGCAGCUGUAAACGUUCAGGUUCUGCACAGCAGAUGCAUGCAAGAUCUGGGCCACCUCAUAGCAACUCUGCUGGAGGCGGAGGCAAGCUCGACCAGCUUGGACGACGUGGUCGAUGUGCUGAAGGACUGGCUCACCUCGGGGACAGAAUGGGAGCGGGAGAGAGCCCUGUGGAUUUUAGCCCAUGUGCUGGGAGCUUACAAGGAGCGAUUUGAGCUGAUGAGAGGACGUCCUUGGAAUGGCUUCGGCUCCCUGGUGGGACUGCUGGGCACUCUGACUUGCGACUGCGUUGCCACGAUCCACCAGAGGCCGUGGCUCUGCCUUGCCUACCUUCUCCAAAUACAAGCCAAGACCAGGAAGGUGGUGUCUGGGGCAGAUGAGAUCAGGCGCCUGUGUGAGGAGCUGAGGAGCCCAGAGCCCGAGACUCUGAAAGAGAACGGUGUCGCAAUAGCAAAGGCCAUUUGCAAAUACAUCCCUCCAGCGCAGGCGAGAGACUUUCUGACCGCUGUCCUGGACAGCCUCAGGCACGUCAGACCCACGUGUGUGAAGGCAGUGUGGAAGUGGGUGUGUCGCUUCCUGGUGGAAUCCACCGAGGAAAUAGUCCCGGAGAUGCCAAAAAUCCUGCAGACCCUUUACACCUACAUGGAGAAGAGCCCCCACAGGCCCUUCUCUUUCCAUGCGGUGUUCUUCCUCACCUGCUCUCACCGGGAGCCUGCGAUCAGCUGUCUCCUCCAGAAGGGUCUGCCCAUGGACGGAGACACGGUGGAGCUGUGGAGGAGCCUCGGGAGAAGCACCAUCGGGACUCGGGUCCUGAAGUGCUUAGCAGAGAAACUGAACCGAGUGGGGAACAACUGCCUGCAGGAUGAGGACUCUGCUUGUGAGCGGCACAGCCGUCGCGCUGCUCUGGAGGCUGUGACGAUCACCCAUGCCAUCUCCGAGGUGGUGCUAGCUCUGGGGAGCACAGAGGAGCUCAAGCGGCUGCUUCCCCACCUGCUUCCCAGCCUCCUGAGGUGGGCCAGUGAAACACUGGGUGAGGAGAGAUCGCUUUCUCCCCUGAGCACCUGGAGAGAGCUGUUCCUCGAGUGCGGGAUCGCUGAGGAGAAGCCUUGCAGGCUUUUCCUUGUGGCUUUAGAGAAGGUGCUGGGCAGAUGCCUGGCUGACAAAUGGAUGCGGCUGCUGACGAAUCAGGCGGCCUGGGCUCUCCUGGAAAAUCCCCUCUGUCACCCUGAUGGGGUGACUCUCCUGACCAGCGUCCUGCUCCGCGCUGAGCUCGUAUCGCCGUGUCUGAUGAAGAACCUCUCGGCAUGGCUCGAUUCCCGCUCGGCGAAGCUGUGGGUGACAGCUGAAGCUUUCUUUGCUGAGGAAUACUUGUCUGUGAAGGAGAGGCUCGCCACCAGGAUGCUGUCUUCAUCAGCCUUUUUGAGAUGGAGACAUCAACUACAGAAAGACCUGGGGAGAGGGCUGCUGAUGGUGAAACGCUAUUCCCCGUUGCUUUUUGGUGUUUAUCGGAGGUUUCAGGUCCCUCACUCUGCAGCAGAAGAGCUCAUGCUUCAGCAGUAG
This is a messenger RNA of Opisthocomus hoazin, 4254 nucleotides long. Lineage: Eukaryota; Metazoa; Chordata; Aves; Opisthocomiformes; Opisthocomidae. The record is from RefSeq and is a predicted model, not a curated record.